This is a messenger RNA of Calliphora vicina (urban bluebottle blowfly), 1361 nucleotides long. Its product is annotated as protein kinase 4. The record is from RefSeq and is a predicted model, not a curated record. The transcript has 5 exons. NCBI's taxonomy places the organism in Eukaryota, Metazoa, Arthropoda, Insecta, Diptera, Calliphoridae. Bases 22 to 1344 code for a protein of 440 amino acids.
GAAAGACGGCGAUUUGAGAAAAUGGCACCAUUUAAAUUAAAAUUUCGCAUGGGUAGUUCCCGUAGUACAUCACAAGAACAUGAACCGGAUCCUCAGGUAAAUGAGGCCUUAUUAAAUCAUCAAACUUUUGGUGGCAUUGGAGCCAGUUCAUCAACCAUAGAUUCGGUGGAUUGCAAUAGUUUAGUAUCGCUCAAUACGAGUGAACGUAAACUAUUGUUGCCCAACAAAAGCAACAAUCUGAAAAUGGGGUUCAUAAAUCAAAAUCAAGCCAAACAAGGAGAACAUAUACCCAGCACACCACCCCCUACAUACGAAUGUGUUUUAGAAGAGCAACGACAAUUAGCCAACGCCACAGCUGCAAACGAUGCUGAUGAUGAUCAAUUAAACUCUUGUUUAGAGCAAUUAAGUCUCAACGAAUUACCCUGUACGGAUCCGAAUUGUCGGGAAAAUUUCAAUACGAAUAAUAAUAAUAACAACAACAACGAAACAACUAACACGAAUCAAUUACAACAACAACAGCAGCAACUACAACUUCAAACAGAACUACAGCAACAACACGAAGAUCUUAUCAACGAUCCAAACAAUACGAUUCCUUUGAACGAUCUCGAAAAUCCAGUUGUUAACGAAGACGAUCGCAAAGAAUCUAUAGAUUCUCAAGAAUUUCUACUCGGUGAAAAUAUGACAGACUCAUCGUCGGAUCAGGAGCGAGAACAGCUGGAGAAUAGUUGUUCGGGCAAUUGCCAACAAUACAGUUCGGAUGGUCAGCAAUACAAUACAGAUUGUCAGCAGUACAACACAGACGGCAGUGCUUCGUGUUCGGGCGGCCAGGACGAGAGAAAUCAGAACAAUGACUUCUAUGAUCCUUUAAUGAAUCACAGUGUCUACUGUAAUGAUGCAUCCCACUAUGAUGAGGAUUAUCAAAGUCAAAUGUGUGAUCAUGAUGGCAACUCGGGUGAAUGUACCAACGAAUGCAGUAACGAAUGCUCUAACGAAAUUAACUGGGAUGACAAUCAGCAAUCAAGUUCACAGCUCAAUUUGCAAUACGAAAAUUGUGGCGAACAGCAGCAACAUCAACAGUAUUAUCAACAGCAGCAGCAGGAACUCUCACAGACACCAGAAAUAAUAAGCAACAAAUCCUCAAAAGAAAUCUACAAGGACUUGGCCAAAGAAUGGGGCAUAACGUGUAAAAUGUCCGACGGAUGUCGUUGUAUGGAAUGUCAAAGUCAUUAUUUCGAUUGUGAAUACGAUGAUAAUGAACAUCAAAAGACGGAUGGUGGUUUGGGGGCAGGAACACCCAUGUUCUUAACAGAAGUCAUGCAUGGUUCGGCCUGCAAUAUAUUGUAAAAUAUAAAAUAAUAAAC